AUGGCUUCAACUGGAACCAAAGACAGCACCAGCAACCAGCCUGUCAAUCUCUCGGAAGAAACGAAGGAGCUCGUCAAAGCAAUGAUCCUGUUCUACGAAGCGCUGGAUGCUGUCAGCAAGCCAACUGAACAGGUUCGCGAAAUAAUUCACCAGGCCGCCGACUUGAUUGAUCGGACCUGCGAUUUGAAUGGUCGAAUCUACAAGGAAACGCGUCGGGUCACUCAAGUCUCUUGUCGAAUUCACAAGCUCAGUGUUGAUCUUAACCAGAAAUACCUCGCCAAGAAACGUGCUUACAUGCGGACUAAGGGGAAAUUGCAGAAGCUCGUCGCUUCUAUAGACGACCUCGUUCAUGCUAUGGAGGAAAAUCAAACCGAGCAUGAUGAGGAGGAGACUACUGAAGAUGACCAAGAUGGAUCCGACGAAUAUGGAGAUGAUGAAGACGGAGAAAGUUCAAGUGACGAAGAUGGGAACGACGAAGAUGGCAAUGACUAA
Molecule: messenger RNA, 492 nt
Organism: Aspergillus melleus
Lineage: Eukaryota; Fungi; Ascomycota; Eurotiomycetes; Eurotiales; Aspergillaceae
Exons: 1
Coding region: 1-492 (163 amino acids)
Source: RefSeq, a predicted model, not a curated record